Manacus vitellinus (golden-collared manakin) is the source of this 1061-nucleotide messenger RNA. RefSeq names its product mitochondrial rRNA methyltransferase 3 (gene MRM3). Gene Ontology annotation, molecular function: RNA binding; RNA methyltransferase activity. Gene Ontology annotation, biological process: RNA processing. The transcript has 3 exons. The record is from RefSeq and is a predicted model, not a curated record. Bases 270 to 965 code for a protein of 231 amino acids. Lineage: Eukaryota; Metazoa; Chordata; Aves; Passeriformes; Pipridae.
UGGUGACUAUCGCCAAGUCGAAGAAGUUUCGGGAUAAUCACGGGAAGGUCCUGCUGGAGGGUCACAGGCUGAUCAAGGAUGCACUGGAGGCAGGAGCUGUGCCGCAGACACUCUUCUUCAGCACUGUGGGGCACCUGAAGGAGCUGCCUGAGGCGGAGAUAAAACGGGCCAGCUUGAUUAAGGUGAAAUUUGAAGACAUUAAGAUCUGGUCUGACCUCGUAACUCCUCAGGGGCUUCUAGGCAUCUUUUCCAAGCCUGACCACGCCAAGAUGUCUUACCCUGCCGCUCAGCUCACCAACUCCUUGCCACUGCUCCUCAUCUGUGACAAUAUCCGAGAUCCGGGAAACCUGGGCACUAUUCUGAGAUCCGCAGCAGGAGCAGGCUGUGAGAAAGUGCUGAUCACCAAAGGCUGUGUGGAUCCGUGGGAGCCAAAGGUGCUCCGUGCAGGCAUGGGGGCUCACUUCCGACUGCCCAUCGUCGCCAACCUGGAGUGGGAAUCUGUUCCCAGCAACCUUCCUGCUGGCACCCAGGUGUGCGUGGCCGACAACAAAGACCCAGGCGCUCCGGCCAAGACCACAUCCGUGCCGAGAGGGGCUGGCAGGGCUGGCUCUGCUCCUGGCAACACAAAAGCUCCUGUGAAAUCCAGACCCGAGGCUGCUCCUGACCACGAGGAUGAGGAGGAGGCAGCAGCAGAUAUCCCAGAGCUGGCCACGCAGUGUUACUACGAGGACUGGGCACGGACUCCGGUGGCCGUGGUGAUCGGCGGGGAGACCCACGGCCUGAGCGCGGACGCGCUGCACCUCGCGGCCAGCACGGGGGGGAAGAGACUGGUCAUUCCCGUGGUGCCCGGCGUGGACAGCCUGAAUGCUGCUAUUGCUGCUGCCAUCGUGCUGUUUGAGGGGAAGAGGCAGCUGCUGAGGAGGCACAAGGAGGAUGACAGGCAGAAGGUCCCUGUAGCAGGCUGAACUGCUGCGUGUUGGGUGCUUAAGGAGCACCUCUCUUCCCUUUGGUUCCCUCAGAGUUAAUAAAAGAGCAGCUCGGGCUGUUUGUUUUGCAGUAAA